This is a messenger RNA of Hemicordylus capensis (graceful crag lizard), 8420 nucleotides long. RefSeq names its product coiled-coil domain containing 43 (gene CCDC43). The record is from RefSeq and is a predicted model, not a curated record. The transcript has 5 exons. The coding region runs from base 47 to 730 and encodes 227 amino acids. NCBI's taxonomy places the organism in Eukaryota, Metazoa, Chordata, Lepidosauria, Squamata, Cordylidae.
GCUCUCACUGCGUAUGCGCGUCUGGUCCGGCGCUCAAUGACUACGCAUGCGUGUGCGGAGCAUUCGGUGUUAUUUGGGACUGGUGACGACCAACAUGGCGACGUCCUGCGCGUUUGAGCCGUGGCUGGAGGGGCAGCUGGAGGCGCUGGGUUUAGACUGGGACGUGUACGGCGCCUAUGUACGAGGCCUGUUGCGGGAGGCGGAGAACGACGCAGAACGGCUCGAAGGACUAGCGGAGGCGCUGGCGGUGGGGGAACAGGAUGAAGAUGUGCUACAAGAUGUUUGCCGGGAAAUAGUUGAAAGGUGGUCAGAGGCCCAAAAUGUUGGUGCCAAAGAGAAAAAAGAAGAUGAGAUGCAAGCCAUUGCCACCCUCAUUGAGAAGCAGGCCCAGAUUGUAGUAAAGCCCAAGGAAACCUCAAAGGAAGAGACACUACAGAAAGCUGCCCUUCUGGCCCAAUACGCUGAGGUGACUGAUGAAGAAGAUGAAGCAGAUGUACAAGAUGGUCCCGGAGCAGCAGCAGUGACCAUCCCCUCUGAACAAUCUUUGUUCAGAAACACAAAUCUGGAAGCUGUUGUGAAUGCCCGAAAGCUGGAGAGGGACCACCUGCGGGAUGAGUCACAGCGGAAGAAGGAGCAAGACAAACUUCAGCGGGAGAAGGACAAGUUGGCCAAGCAAGAACGGAAGGAGAAAGAGAAGAAGAGGACACAGAAAGGCGAGAGGAAGCGGUAGCCAGCAACACUGGGCAGUUCUCCUUUCCUCCCAGUCAUCUAAUGUAUGGCACAGAGUUUGGCCUGGGUGCCACUGCACCAUAAACUGCCUCCCUACCUACACACACAUCGCCCAGCUCUGCAGAAGGAACUCAUUUGCACAUUUGGGUCCAUGUCUUCAAUGCAUCAACUAAUGUCAUAAGCAAAGAUUUGGGUGGGGUGGUUCUCCCUCUCACUUGAAGCACUGAAAGAGAACUCUCUGUGUGUACACAUUUUUGCUGUCCAAACAUUGGACUGAAUGGUUGUGGCCAUCAUCUAUAACCAAAGAACUAUGUGAUGGCUACCUUUUUCUUCUCCAUGUCACUCCCUACUUGUAUUAACCAUUUAUGGGGAAUCUGUAAAGUUGAGGGGAAGACCUAGAGAUCCAUCUGCAUAUUUGCUGUGGCCAAAUGUUGCUUUUGGUUGGCAGAACUGUGAGCAAAGAUCACGUUUCCCACUUAAGUAAACCAGAGAGUAACACUCAUUGACAAGCUGAUGAAGCUGAAUUAACAGCCUGAUGCACCUCAGUCUUCUACAGCCAAAUGUGACCCAGACUUCUUUCUUUUGGUAGGGACUGGGCUGGUAAAUAUCUGUAACUUCUACAAGACUGGAUUGCUGCCAUUGGAGUAAAGUUCUAUGAAUUUAAUUUUUAAGUGGCAUGCGUGAAACCCUGUUCCAUGGAGCUCUUCAUCUAUAAUGGCCUGCGCUUGUGGUGGUGAAGCGUCUGAUGCUGCCUAAGCUGCCAUGGAGGAACAGAACAUUCAGACUACUCAAGGACCAAAGUUGUCUACUACAGAAUGCUCACAGUCCAAAUUCUGUGAGAAGGGCUGGCUUGAAACCUCAUUCAGGCUUGAUGGAGGGCAAGUUACAAGGCCUGGAAAGAGACUGGGAGGAGUUUAUUGGAAGAGAGUGAGCCCAAGGGGUAGAUUGUCUAAAGGUCGGGGGACUGAAGAAAAAUGGCACAGCAAGCAGGAGACAGAGGGAAGGGCAAGUGGGACAGACAGGUCUGAGGGCCGUUGGGGGGGGCUGUGGACAAGGGAGGGACCUAACCAGCCAAUUGGUUUGCUUGUCAUUGCACCUUGGCUCUCUCAAUCUUAUCCAGAAUUUGGCAGCCCAAAUUAUUCACCUCUCUCUUUGCAACCCCUUAAUGGACCACAAAACCCCUCCUUUAAUUCCUAACCUUAGAUUUCUGUCUGCUCCCAAAUACAGCAAACACUCCUCAUUCUCACUUUCACAGCUCACCAUGUCCGUAUCUUUGCUACGGUUCUUAGUCCUCUGAACACAAGUGCUCAGAGCCCAUUUCAAGCUCCUAAAAAUUAUUUUGGGUGCUUCAUGGCCAUUGUGUACUUGCACUAGUGGGUUUUGUACCUGUGUAGAGCUGGCUUUGGAAAAAUCUAUAGAGGAUUAGCCAGCAAGCUUUAGAUUGUCGUCUGCUGCCUUCUCCUAAAUUAGGAAGCACUAUUUAUAUGCAUGCUUUCAAGAGUGGAAUGAGGACCUGCCCACUCAGUUCUCCCCUAACUGCCGCACUUGCAGUGGCUAAGGAAAACACACUCUUCCACUGCAGCUUUAGUUGGGCUUACUUUCUUUCCUGUUUCCUCCCUCCCUCCUCCUCCUUCUACAAAAUGCUCACAGUCCCAAUUCUGCGAGAAGGGCUGGCUUGGCUAGAUUGAAACCUCAUUCAGGUUUGGUGGGGGGCAAGUUACAAAGACUGGAAACAGACUGGGAGGAGGUUCUUGGAAGAGAGUGAACCCAAGGGGUAGAGUGUGGUUUUUGGAACAUAACUUCCAUCCUUCUUGUUUUUCAUUGCUCCUUUUUUUUUUUUUUUGGUAAGAUGAGUGUGUCUUAAAGAUGCAAUUCCUGUGGGGGCAAGCUUGCUAUCUCUUAAUGCCACAACCUAGGUGAGAAGCACAAGGUGGACUUCUAUGCUUGCUAUUUAAAAGUCAUCUGAACAGUUGAGGUACAACAUAUACACGAGUCCAUGUAAUUCUUUGCGAGAAAGGGUCUUGGUUGGCUACUAUUGUGGAGCAGCUCAUGGCAUCAGCCCUGACCUCUAUUUUGAAAUCAUCUUUCCCUGGUUGGAGUUCUGCUUUCUGACCCUUGCACCGAAUCAGCUUCCAUGGCUUUGAUAUCAAAGCAGACACUGAAAUCUCUCUUCAGAUAGAGAAAUAUCUCGGGUUCCAAGGGUAGUGAGUGUUGUUUGGCUCCCUCACUGUAGGGAUGUGCACGAACCUGUUAGGAGGCUCUUUUACAGGCCUCCGGACAGGUUCAAACACCGGGCAGUUUGAAGUGUUUGGCAGUUGGGGGGGGGGGAACUUUAAGGGCAGGGGAGGGUGCACUCACCACAUACACCCCCGCUGCAUUUCCCCUGCCGGCGCUUGCUGAAAAACCAGUCUGGUGGGGUGGCAGUGUGCCGCCCCAUCCGCUCCUCCGACCAGAAAUGACCGGAAGUAGAGUGUGCACGCACAUGUCACACCCACACGCACGCGCUACUUCCUUUCAGUUCCGGUCCGAUGAGUGGACAGGGUGGCAGGGAAGUAUGCUGCCACCCCUCCGUACCGGUUUUUCAACAAGUGCUGGUGGGGGAAACGUGGCGGGGGGUGGGGAAUGCACCCUCCCCUGACCUUAAAGUUAUACCCCACCACUGUCGAACUAGCCCCCACCGGUUCCGUGCACAUCCCUACCUCACUGGAGCCAUGCAAAGAAGCAGCCGCAUCAGGGUGACUCUAAACCUCUUUGGAUGUGCAAGUGGUGAUUGAGACACCGGUGGUGACAUCAGCUUCUUCCCCAAUGACCAUCAUGGCUUUGUUUGGUUCCCGAUCAGUGGCCUCACCAGAUCUGUUACCCUUUAUCCACCCCCUGCUGAGUUCAGGGUUCCUAGUGGAGCAAGUCCUGGAGAUAUUUUAAAGACUAUUUCCCAGAAUUCCUUCAUCUGGUUUUAGUAUUUUCUCAGGUUCCCACUCUCCUCCCCAAAGGGGAGACAGAAGCUACCGUUCCCCCUCGGAGAUCUGCCUCAUUGGAAUUUCUCUGUUCACCAGCUUGCCAUCUCCUGUCAUGCCCCUGCACAGGCCUGACAGCUGGGUUAUUAGGGUGCCUACCUCUCCAGUUAGGAUUGAAAUUGGAGCACUGGCCUGGAUGGACCCAUCUUAUUUCCCUUGUCAUUGUUUGCUUCCCUGUUAACAGGAAGCUUCUCUGUGUGCUGACCGUCUUCAUCUGACUGACUACGAUAGGGAAAUUGCAUCAUGAUCUCUACUGAUGGGGCUCCUUUUAUCGGCCACACUAUAUUGCCUGUGCUGUUCUUACUCCAGUGGCUACUGCUCAGCCUUGCUGCCAGUGGCCCUAUGCUUUCUCCACCUCCAUCCUGAUAUCCUUAGCACCAAGAAACCUAACUGUUCAGGUUCUCAGAUGAACAGCAUGAGCCUCUAUCCUAUGUUAUCUGCAAUUCAGCCUACCUCAAAUAUUCCAGUGGCAACCAUGAUGCCUUUCACUAAACCUGCCUUGGCAACUUCAUUACACCAGCUCUUCCUUGGUAUUUACUACAAUGUCCAUUUUGGCUCUUCUUUUCAUAAGCAGUUUGACCAUCCCAAUCGUGACAUCAGCUGCCUUAGGAUCCCUUCCCAUCCACCAGUGAGGCUAAGGUCUGUAAGAUUGCUUGGACUGCGUCCACACCUUCAGUUGCAAUUUACCCUGUGGGCAUGUCCAAGUCUCUGUCUCAGCCCUCAGGUUCAGAAAGUCUCUGAAGCUGCCUUUUCUGGUAUUGCAGGCUUGGACGGGGCCUCGGAGCCCUCCCUGUGUCAACCGUAAGGCACAUUUUAGCUAAUGUCUGUAAACCUGACCUAAGAAAGACCUGUGCUCAGGGCUGCACAACUUCAGCCCUCCAUCUGUUUUUGGACUAACUCCCAUCAUUCCCAGGCACAGUGGUCAAUUGUCAAGUAUGAUGGGAAUUGUAGUCCAACAUUUGCAGACAGGCCAACGUCUACCAGAGGUAAACUGGUCUUUUUCUUUAGUUAGUUUUUUCACUGCAACAUCUUCAUAGUCAACAAUCUGAUCUGACUUUGUAGUCCCUCAGGCUCAUAUAGCUAUAGUACUAGCAUUUCACUUACAUGUGGAAAACGAAUUUCUCUUCUCACCCCACCCCUGUGACCUUGUGAAACAGUUUCACAUGCUCCAUCUGGUGCUUCAGAUGGUGCUCCAUCUGAUCUUUAUCAUCCAGUUUGAUCUGUUGUGGGGUAUUUCUUUGGUGCUUACACAAAUAUUUGAGCCUAUGACCACCUGUGGUGUCAAUCUUCUGGCCUUUAAGAUGACCUCCUUAGUGGCUGUGCCUUCAGUGCAAUGGGCCAGUGGACUCUGUGCUUUAAAACACGGCCCUGGUUUCACCAGAAUAAGGCAGUCUUGUGACAUUACCUUCCUCUUUAAAGGCAUUUCUACUUUUCAGCUCACUCGGGACAUUGUUUGGGUUUGUACCAGGUUUCUCUUCACAUGAAGAGCAGGAGCAUGCCUUAUGUACUCUGGAUGUCUGAAAACCACUAGCCUUCUCUCUUUAGUGUAUAAUUUCAUUCCAUAAAGAGCAAAUAUGGUGCUUGUACUAUGGUGCUUCACACAAGUGUAAGAGGUUUUAUCUAUGUUGCUGGUUGGUUGUAUCUGCAGUCUUGUUAUGACCUAGCCAAGCUAGCUCCUCCCUUGGGAGAUUUAGGGCUCAUUCUGCCAGGGGCUGGCCCCAUCUAUGGCCUUCACAUGAGAUGUAGCACUUGGGGAACUCUUCAAGACAACUGCAUAUUCUGCCUUUUACAUUUAUGAAAUGUUAUGCCUUAGGUGUUUGUUCCUGGACAGAUUACCUUUUGGGCAGAUCUGUCCUUCAGAGAACCCCUUUGCUUGAAGACACAACCCCAUCCUUCCAGCUUGCUGAUAUUCUAGUGGCUGCUCACCUCUCCUGUUACUCUUCUCCAGGGAGUCAUUUGUGCAGCUGCACAACCCACCUUUCCUGCUGCUACCUUGGUCCUGGCGAGAGUGAGAAGAAACUGAGCCAGAAUGCACUCAUCCUGCCCUUGACAGCAUGUACAUAAAUAGGACCUCAUCUUUCCUGGACAGAAGGGUUAAGCACUAGCUCACUGGCUAAAAGUUCAAGAAUGUUCCGAAGCUAGCUCUGUAGGUGCAGAAUCCAUGCAUGUGGUUCAGAGUUGGGAUACGACAAAAAAAGUGUUGGUGUGCUCAUUGCUACUAAGCAAAUAUAAUCAUGCAUACAACCUUAUUAUAAGAUUAUAGGGAGAAUGUUCAUCCUCUUUUGGCAGUAAAGCCUCAUCACACUUGGUCCUAGGGAGUGAGGUGCAGUCCUUUGGUUAGCUAGUACGGGUAGGAGAAAAAAGUGUGCCAUUUCAAAAUUUUCCCAUCUCAGUAGUGCUGCUUCCCUCCCCAGGCCACAGAUAAAAAAAGCCAGGGUCUUCCUCAGGCAAAUGGAAUCCUAAUAGGAUUGUCUUCCUGUUUCUCUGAAGCCUGGAUUUUAUUUUGGGAAGAAGCGGGGAAUGAAACUGGAAUGGAGAUGAUCAGUGGAGUAGAAGGAAGGACUCUAGCUUCCAUUUUAAUAUUGACAAUUAACAGCCUGAUGGAGGAAGUGGGCAAAGGACAGCAUUCUGUGUCCUGCAGCACACCUUCCCCAUGCUAUACCUUCUCUAGAAGGCAGGAGUUUUGAAAUCAUCUUAUCUCUCAAGCCUUUGCCCAAAGGGUCAGCAUAUAUUGUUUAAAACAAGUUAAGCCUCAUCUUUGGUGACAAAGCCUGCAGUGUCCCAAGUAGUGGAGCACAGGCAUGUUAAUGUUUGUUUGUUUGUUCAUGUUUACAUCCUUCCCUUUAUCCAAGAUGGUCAGGGCAGCUCACAGUACAAUAGCCACUUGCCUGGUAGCCUGUAGAAAGAAUUGCCAUCAGAUGUUCUGGUAACAAAGUGUUUAUAAAAUAGAAAAGAACUGCUUUCAAUAAAAACAAUCAGCCCAGGAAUGUGCCACAAAUGACAAACAAAAGAUAUUUGUAGAUAAGUAGAAUUGUAACUUUUAUGCCCUUGGUGUCAGAUUGCUAUAGCAACUUCCUGCGGUCUCCCUAAGGCAAAUUGCUCCAUCAGAGCAGAAUUUGGCAGCAUGGGGUGGGUGGUGCAGGAGUGAGCAAGAUCAUGGGUUCUUAAAAUGCAAGCCCUUAAUGUUCAUCAUAUCUAACAGGGAAAUGACUUAAGAAGUGUCUUGCUGGGUAAGGCUAAGGUCUGUCUUCAGCAUUCUGUUUUUAAUAAUGAAUGGAUCAAAGAACCUUCACUUUAGGAUAAGAGUUGAGUUAAGGCACUUACCAUCAUGCACCAGAAAGCACAGAAAUCUUAAAUCAAGGUGCCUGUAUUGAUUUCUGUGUUAUUUAAGCAAUAAGCACAUUCUGUAUAGCCUGUGCUCACUUAACACUAGCCUCCAUACACCCAUACUUUCAGCCCUCCUAUUCAGGCUGGAGUAACAUUGAAGUUGUGGUCACUGUUACAUCAGACUUUAAUAAAAUACUAGCUGACCUGGCACAGAGCAUCUGAGCCCCUAGUUCUCCCUGUCUCCCCCACCCCCUGCCAGCUCGUUUGCCCUCCACCGGCCUCCUCCUUCCUGCCGCCGGCCAGCCUCAACCGCCACCCCACCCCCGGCCGGCACCACCACCAUUUUCUCCCCUGUCCUUGUGGCUAAUUGGCAGCUGCUUGCAAACUCUCGCGAGAGCUGCCACACAUAGUUAGCCACAGGUACGUUUUAGAGAAAUAAAUAUAUAGAUUGCCUUUUAAAAUUCUUAAUUCUGAUAACCAGUUUCCAGCAUGAUUUGUCUUGUGCAUGUUAAACCAGAAGUAAACUCAGCAAAAUAAUCAAAGCUGAUCAGAAUCAGAUAUUCUCUGUUCUGCUUGUACAUUUUAAAGUGGCUUUGUUGCAAAGACCAAUCCUAUACAUGUUUUAGUCAUGAACGCAGAUUUUGCCUUUUCCUUUCUCUUUACUGACUCAUGAUAAAAUAGUCAGUGCCCCAAUGUCCAUCUGUCCCAUCUUGUGUUCUCUGUAUCCUUUGUGGAUCAACCUUGUUGUCCACUCACCCAAAUGCAGGCCAUCACCUGUAGCAAAUUAAAUUCUCUCUAACCCAGGACUGCACAACUUUGGCCCUCCAGCUAAUUUUGAACUACAACUCCCUUCAUCCCCAACUGCAGUGGCUACUAUUCAAAGGGAAUUGUAGUCCAACUUCUGCAGAAGGGCCAAAGCCCUUCUCUAACCCUAAUGAAAACAUAUAGGUAAGCAGAAUGUCAGUGUGCCACUAUCCCUACAGCAUCCUCAGCGUUCAUGGUCUGCUAACUUGCAGAGGAAAAUGAGUAGGCCUAAAAGAGCCUAUAGAAUGUGUUUAUUGCUUACAUAGCACAGAAACUAAGGCAGGUGUCUUAACACUUCCAUGUGUAAGUGACUUAACUCUUAAACCAAAGGUUUAUUUGAAACAGAAAUCUGCUGAAUUACAUGAGAGCAGGGGACCCAGAAUUUAAUUUCAUUAUGGUUCUUGGCAUUUAUACUGUGCUUUAAGGUGCUGAACAAACUUCCCACAUCAUCUCCAUAGCCUUUACACCAGCCAGGCAUUUUCACUACUCUCUGCUUAUUCUUGUUUUAUCUUCAUAGUUUGUUAAAUAUUUCAAUUGUGUACUAGG